CAAAUCGUCGUCAGAUUGUCGUGAUGACCGUGUUUAUGAAGCUGCGCGAUGUGUCUAAAAGUCACUCAACAGCUGAUAAAUGAGGAAUAAAUGACCCGCAGGCCUGACGAAACACACGGACAGAGUGAAGAACGCCUUCCCGAAGCGCUCAGCGGUGUGUACGGAGAAACUGAUGUCCAGAAUAAAGCAUGAGCUGCAGUGACCGGCGGACUGUGCUCGUCACUGGAGGAGCUGGAUUCAUCGGGUCUCAUCUGAUCUGUGCUCUGGCUGUGCGGUUUCCUCACUGGAGGAUCAUCAAUGUUGAUAAUCUCCAAUAUUGCUCCAACCUGAAGAACCUGCGCUCAGUCCAGGCCAGCAGCUCUUACACCUUCAUCCCGGGCGAUGUGUGUGAUCCUCUGUUCAUCAAGCAUCUGUUUUCUACUGAACACAUUGAUGUGGUCUUCCACUGCGCUGCUGAAACUCAUGUAGAGAACUCCUUUGUGUGUCCGUCUCGCUUCAUGCGUGUGAAUGUGGAUGGCACUGCGGUGUUGGUACGAGCGGCGCUGGAGGCCAGAGUGCAGCGCUUCAUCUACAUCAGCACUGAUGAGGUGUACGGAGACAGUGUAGAGCAGCCCUUUGAUGAACUGAGUCCUAAAAGACCCACAAACCCCUACUCCAGAUCCAAAGCUGCAGCCGAGAGCAUCGUCACCAGCUACUGGCUCAAGCACAAGUUUCCAGCAGUGAUCACGAGGAGCAGUAAUGUGUACGGGCCACGGCAGCAUCAUGAGAAGGUCAUUCCCAGAUUCCUCUCGCUCAUACAGCAGCAGCAGAAGUGCACUAUCCAGGGCUCCGGACUGCAGUCCAGACACUUCCUAUAUGUCUCUGAUGUCACCGAUGCCUUCUUGACGGUGAUGGAGAAGGGCAUUCUGGGAGAAAUCUACAACAUUGGAACUGGCUUUGAGAUUCCCAUCAUUCAGCUGGCCAGAGAACUGGUCCAAAUGAAAGUCAAGAGCGUCUCUGCUGAGUCUCUGCACGACUGGCUGGAGUUUGUGGAAGAUCGCCCUGUGACAGAGCUGCGAUACCCCAUGAGCUCUGCGAAGCUGCACAGACUCGGCUGGAGACCCAGAGUGGCCUGGACAGAGGGAAUCAGACGCACCGUUCAGUGGUACGAGGAGAACCCAAACUACUGGCCGAUAAUCAGCAAGCAUCAGAUGAAUCUACCAGAGUCAUGUCAUCAAAUUCCUCAUCCAGUCUGAUAAUUAUUGAACAGCCAGCUGUAGUAUUUAAUUAUAGUCAUAUUUGAUUCUGUGAUUGAUUAGUAUGAUUUAUCCUGAUGACAGAUGCUCCAGCAGCUCUUAAUAAAGCGUCAGUCGUGAUGUGAAUGAUGAUCAGUCAGAGAUUUUAGACUGUUAAUGUAUAAUGUGUACAUUUAUUAGAACAUUUCCUCAUCAAGGCAGCAACAUUAAAGAGGACCAAAUCAGAUUUGAGCCUUUUAAUCAAAUGUUGAUGCAGAUUAUUCAUUAUAUAAACCUCAAUAGACAUCAUUUGUAUGAUUAUAUGUAUAGAAACGUUUUUAUGCUUUAAUAAAACAAUAUUACAGUGA
Molecule: messenger RNA, 1582 nt
Organism: Danio aesculapii
Lineage: Eukaryota; Metazoa; Chordata; Actinopteri; Cypriniformes; Danionidae
Product: dTDP-D-glucose 4,6-dehydratase-like
Exons: 13
Coding region: 189-1235 (348 amino acids)
Biological process (GO): nucleotide-sugar metabolic process
Molecular function (GO): dTDP-glucose 4,6-dehydratase activity
Source: RefSeq, a predicted model, not a curated record